UAUUGCAAAGUGUCUCUUCGCAACCGUAAGCGUUCGCGCGAUUCAAGAAAAUUCUGUGUUUUACGGAAGUUUUGUUACCAAAGUCAAGAUGCAAGGCCGUGGUUUUAACAGGCAUUUUGGGAAAUCUAAAUUUACGCAUCCUUGUAGAACAGUCACACAUUCCAUUCCACCAACUUUUCAACCUCACGGAUAUAAAUGGGUUAGAUUCACGGGUGCUCGCUACUUCGUACCGGGAAUGAUCUGUGUCGGCAAGGACUUGGAUGGCUUGAAUCUUGUUGUUGGACGUGCCUUGCAUCAUGGUGAUAUGCUUCCUGCGAAGGUGAAGCCAGAACAUGGCGUUGCCUAUGUCUGUCACAACGGCAGUGAACACAUGAAGCAUGAUUUUGAGAUUUUGAUGCCCGCCGAAUUCCACUGGGUCCACGCGAGUAACGGUCACGUUCCACCACACGCGGUCGAAUCUGGAAAUACGGUGGAAGGAGAAAUGCUUUACGUAGGCCGUGCUUUUCAAAAUGGUAUACCAUGCGUGGGAAAAGUACAUAGAACCCACGGAGUAUUGUACGUACCUUAUGAAGGCAGGGAAAUCCCAUUUAGAGAUUACGAAGUGCUGGUACUAUCUUAAUCUGUCUGUAUGUAAGAAACGUUAAAUUUCUUGAACGGUAAAAGUACUUAAAUCUGCGUUCAACUGUAGAUAAAUAUAACUUUAUUAUUAAAGUAUA
This is a messenger RNA of Bombus huntii, 716 nucleotides long. RefSeq lists its product as uncharacterized. NCBI's taxonomy places the organism in Eukaryota, Metazoa, Arthropoda, Insecta, Hymenoptera, Apidae. The record is from RefSeq and is a predicted model, not a curated record. The transcript has 5 exons. Bases 89 to 619 code for a protein of 176 amino acids.